Messenger RNA from Prorocentrum cordatum, 612 nucleotides. The record is from the annotation of a GenBank genome assembly. Lineage: Eukaryota; Dinophyceae; Prorocentrales; Prorocentraceae.
GGCGGGCGCCUGCGCGGCCCCGGGGUCGUGCGCCGCCGCGGGCGGCGGCACGGAAGCGGGCCGCGGGUGCGAGUUCGACGGGCCCGAGGACCUCUUCGACUGGGUGCGGUCUCGGGGCGGGCUCGUGGACCAGCGCCUCUUCGUGCACGAGGGGGCGGCAGGCCGCGGCGUCUUCGCCAGGGAGGCCAGCAGGGGAGGCCAAGACGUGCCCCAGAGCAGACGCGCCCUGGAACGGCGGCCUCCGGGCCCACCUCGGGGCGCCCGACGGCUGCGUUUUCUGGCCAUCGGCAGCGGCGAGACCAUCGUCUCGGUGCCGUUCGAGCUGAUGAUCCUCGAGAGGGACCACCCCUGCGACACCGUGCGGGUGCUCUCGGAGGAGCUGCGGAAGGGGAGGUGCUCUACGUACUGGCCCUACUUGAGGUUCGUCAAACGUCGAUGUCGACAUCCCCGACGCCUGGAGCCUGGAGGAGCUCGCCCUGCUGGACGGGCUCCCGCCCGGCGUCUGGCGGAGCCACACCACGAGGCUGACCGACCAGUGCGGGGAGCUCGGGCUCUCGGACGCGUUCGUUGAUGGGCCCACGUUCCACCACCGCUACCAUAGGUAGGAGAGGG